Cryptosporidium ubiquitum is the source of this 657-nucleotide messenger RNA. RefSeq names its product ribosomal protein L1. NCBI's taxonomy places the organism in Eukaryota, Apicomplexa, Conoidasida, Eucoccidiorida, Cryptosporidiidae. Gene Ontology annotation, biological process: translation. Gene Ontology annotation, molecular function: structural constituent of ribosome; RNA binding. The record is from RefSeq and is a predicted model, not a curated record. The transcript has a single exon. Gene Ontology annotation, cellular component: large ribosomal subunit. The coding region runs from base 1 to 657 and encodes 218 amino acids.
AUGAGUGGAAAAAUUGCUAGUGAAACUAUUCGUCGUGCAAUUGCCGAAAUUCUUGAGGGCUCAAAAGCCAAACCAAGAAAGUUUGUUGAGACCGUUGAAUUGCAAAUUGGAUUGAAGGAUUAUGAUACGCAAAGAGACAAGCGUUUCGCUGGUACAGUGCGUUUACCAAAUGUUCCAAGGCCAAAUGCCCGUGUCUGUGUAAUGGGAGAUGCUGCUGAUUGUGAAAAAGCACAGAAAUUGGGCUUUGAUGUGAUGGAUAUCGAGGAGAUGAAGAAGAUUAACAAAAACAAGAAGGUUGUUAAGAAACUGUGCAAGAAGUACGAUUUAUUUUUGGCAUCUCAGGUAUUACUACCACAAAUACCACGUCUAUUAGGCCCAGGACUAAAUAAGGCAGGUAAAUUCCCGACUGUUAUCACUCCAAACGAUAAGAUUGAUGAGAAGGCGAAUGAAUUGAAGGCUAGUAUCAAGUUCCAAUUAAAAAAAGUGCUGUGUCUUGGUGUGGCGAUUGGUAAUGUUAAUAUGACAGAGGAAGAAAUUAGGCAGAAUUUGACUUUGGCAAUUAAUUUCUUAGUCUCACUAUUGAAAAAGAAUUGGCACAACAUUAAGAGUCUAACAGUGAAGAGUACAAUGGGAAAGUCCAUAAGAAUUUACGGAUAA